AUGUCAUCCACUACUACAACUACUAUUGCUAAAAAACUCUUCACUCCAUUGAAACUUGGAGGAUCAAAAAUUACUCUCUCUCAUCGUGUUGCUAUGGCUCCAUUGACUCGUUCAAGAGCUUUUGCUGGUGAUUGUGAAGUGCCAGAACUUGGCCAAUUGUAUUACAGUCAGAGAUCAACUGAAGGAGGUUUGAUUGUUAGUGAAGCAACACAAAUCAGUAGAGAAGGACAAGGUUAUCCAACAACACCUGGAAUUUACUCUGAUGCUCAAGUUGAAUCAUGGAAGAAGGUUUUGGAAAAAGUUCAUCAAAAAGGAGGAGCUAUGUUUUGUCAAUUGUGGCACGUUGGUAGAUUGCGUUGGGAAGGAGCUGUUUCUGCAUCUGAAACACCACUUCUUGAAACUAAAAUGACUGAUUUGGCCAAUUUGCAAUCUGGAAUUAAUAAUGUUCUUCCAAAACCACCUCGUGCCUUAACUCUUGAAGAAAUUAAAAGAGUUGUUGCUGAUUUCGGUAAAGGAGCCAAGAAUGCAAAGGCAGCCGGAUUUGAUGGUGUUGAACUUCAUGGUGCUAAUGGUUAUUUGAUUGACCAAUUUUUAAGAGAUGGUAUUAAUAAGAGAACUGAUGGAUAUGGUGGUUCAAUUAAAAACAGAUUGAGAUUCCUCCAAGAAGUUUUGGAAGAAACUGCUAAACACUUCGAUUCAGGAAGAAUUGGUGUGAGACUUUCACCUUAUUCCACACUUUAUGAAAUGAGUGAUUCCACUGGAAAGGAACUUUGGGAAGAAGCUGCCAAGCUUUUGAAUUCAUACGAUUUGGCUUACUUGCACGUCAUGGAACCAAAGGGUGCUGGUGAAGCAUUCGUUGCAGCAGAAUUGAGACCUCACUUUAAGAAUCCAAUUAUGGUUAAUACUGGUUUUGAUGCUGAAACUGGUGAAGCAAUUGUUCAAAAAGGUCAUGCUGAUUUGGUUUCAUUUGGAAGACCUUUCAUUGCUAAUCCUGAUUUAGUUUAUCGUAUGAAAAAUAAUUUACCAUUGAAUCAAGUUGAUUAUCAAACCUUGUAUUAUUCCCCUAAUGUUAGUGGAGGUUAUACUGAUUAUCCAACUUAUGAACAAACUCAAAAAUAA
Molecule: messenger RNA, 1119 nt
Organism: Naegleria gruberi
Lineage: Eukaryota; Heterolobosea; Eutetramitea; Acrasida; Naegleriidae
Exons: 1
Coding region: 1-1119 (372 amino acids)
Cellular component (GO): cytosol
Molecular function (GO): FMN binding; oxidoreductase activity
Source: RefSeq, a predicted model, not a curated record